Molecule: messenger RNA, 621 nt
Organism: Tigriopus californicus
Lineage: Eukaryota; Metazoa; Arthropoda; Copepoda; Harpacticoida; Harpacticidae
Exons: 2
Coding region: 135-512 (125 amino acids)
Source: RefSeq, a predicted model, not a curated record
GUGGUGAAGACCCUGUCUUGCGGCACAAGUUUGUGGCUCUGACUUUGCAGACGUGAAGUGCAAUCCAGUGCUCAACAAUUGAGCUUGUGUUUCUCUCUUGGCCGAUAGUGAUGGUUUAGAUCAAAAUUGAAGUCAUGCUGGAUAAAAAUGGGCUGCCUUUGCAGUUUCCACCUUCGGCCUUCUCGGCUUUUGAUCCACGUAGUGCGGCCGCAAUGUGGGAUGCUCGAUUAACGCAUCCCGGAUUCAGUGGCGCCCAUCAAGCCGGAGCUGCAGGUUUGGGACAUCACAGUGCCAUGGACCAUGCGGCAUUGCUAGGCUUCCCUCCCAAUCCUCACUCUAUCAGCCCCAGUUACCUAAGUGCUCUUCAUCAUUCGCCCACGGCCUCAUUGAGGCUAUCGGCGGCCGCGGUGGCCUCCGGACAUCAAGAGUAUCUUAAUGCAGCGGCGCAGCGAUUGAACGAGCUCCAAGCCUCUGCUGCUUUAUUAGAUCCCUUGGCACUUGAAGGUGAGUAAUUCAGUAAUCGAAGAUCUGUCUCCAUCACCUUUUUCUUUGCCUCAUGUUCAACUUUCGUGUUAGGACCUUGUUCUUCACAUUGACAGACGGAGGCAUCGAGCUGGCACU